AAAAACCCUUGGCUUGGUUUCUUUGUUCCUUGCUCGUCUUUGCUAUGGUCUCUACAUAGCUAACUUUGGCUCUCUGAAUUGUGUAUGAAUUCGCAACUAACAGCACGCGCCUGCGGUGUCUCUUAGUCCACAUUCAAAUGUCUUUCUUCACUCGUCUCCAUCUCUUCGCUAGGCCUUUACUCUUCUACUCCCAGAAUGAAGGUAGAGAAAUAAUGACCAGGAUUGGUAUGAAUGCCUGCUCACUUUCUUCUGCAGUUUCAGCUGAAGCUUCAGAUUUAGAAUGUGAUGAGACCCAUGAUGAUGUCAAAGCAGCAGAGAAAAGUAAUGCACUUUGCUUGGCUGUCUCGCAGCUUGCCAGUGAGUUCAGCAACGAGUCAAUGUUAUCUUUGCAGAAGUUUUUUGGUGUAAGACGUGCUCAUGUGAUAUCUACAGGCUCCUUGAAGCUUGACCUGGCUCUUGGUAUUGGAGGAUUGCCAAAGGGUAGGAUUGUGGAAAUUUAUGGACGAGAAGCAGCUGGCAAGACUACACUUGCACUUCACAUAAUUAAAGAAGCUCAAAAGCUUGGAGGUUAUUGUGCAUAUCUUGAUGUAGAAAAUGCAUUGGACUCUUCACUUAUGGAAUCAAUAGGUGUAAAUACUGAAAACCUUCUUAUAUCACAUCCUGAUUGUGCUGAAAAUUUGUUGAGCAUGGUUGAUACAUUAACAAAAAGUGGAGCUGUAGAUGUGAUUGUGAUUGAUAGUGUUGCUGCCCUUAUCCCCAAAUGCGAACUUGAUCAAUUGGGAGUUUGCCCUAAACGAGAUUUACAAUCACAAAUGAUGACUAAGGCACUGCGGAAAAUUCAUUAUUCAUUAUCUCACUCCCAAACUCUCAUCGUUUUCAUUAAUCAGGUUAGAUUUAGUCCAAAAUCAGUUAAUGGAUGUGGAUCCAUGGAAGAGGUCACUUGUGGUGGAAAUGCCUUGAGAUUCUAUGCAGCUGUUCGCUUGAGACUUUCAAGAAUGGGAUUGAUCAAAACUGAGGACAAGGUAGAGGGUGUUAUGAUCUGUGUGCAAGUGGCAAAAAACAAACUAGCACCGGCAGCAAUGAAAAAGGCUGAACUGGGUAUCAAGUUUGGAAAAGGCUUUUGCCAUGAGUCAGAGAUCUUAGAUUUUGCUUGUGAACAUGGAAUCAUUGUGAAAGAUGAGGAAAGCUACUUUAUAGAAGGGGAGAGUUUCAAUAGUAGAGAAGCAGCCGAACUGUUUUUGGCUAAAAAUGACACCGUUUGUGACAAGUUGAUUAUGGAUAUGAGAAGAUUUUAUUUUUAAAAUCAGGUGGACCUUUAAAUAUCUUCCCAUAAACUUGCAUAGCAUGGAAUUACUACGCAAAUCUUCCAUGGUAUGCAUGCUUGGCAGACUUCAUGUAACUUAGCAUUGCAAACAUAUUAUCAAGGCAUCAGCAAUGCCUCCAAUGGGUAUCAAGCAUUCUGCAUAUGAUCAGACAACAUUAUAAGUUUACAGGAAUUUCGGCUGCUUUAUAUGGAGUCCCUUGGAUCUAGGCAUGCAAUACUGCAAAGUCACACUGCCAAAAGAGAAAUUUGAUUGCUCUUGCGAACCAUUUGACACCUUGUGUAUUACUGGGGAAUGGUGGUUAUAUUCGUUGUUCAAAGAAAAGUGCCAAUUAUGGAACUGCAAUGUAAAUGAUGAACUGCCUUCAUUUCUGGUUCCCUCUCCCAAAUUCCCAAGGGGGAACUUUCUAGGUCUGUCUUAAUCUAUUGGCUUUUCUAGGUCUGUUGGAUGAAUCUGUAUAUCACUUUUUCUGCAUUCUUGGACAUGUGACCUGUUUUCGAUCAACAGAAAGCGAUCAUCAUUUGUUUUGGGACUAGACUAAAGAAAAGAAAUGUUUAGCCUUGCC
Messenger RNA from Abrus precatorius (Indian licorice), 1887 nucleotides. Its product is annotated as DNA repair protein recA homolog 2, mitochondrial. Gene Ontology annotation, biological process: DNA repair. The transcript is spliced from 8 exons. The coding region runs from base 138 to 1301 and encodes 387 amino acids. Lineage: Eukaryota; Viridiplantae; Streptophyta; Magnoliopsida; Fabales; Fabaceae. The record is from RefSeq and is a predicted model, not a curated record. Gene Ontology annotation, molecular function: ATP binding; ATP-dependent DNA damage sensor activity; ATP hydrolysis activity.